AUGAGCGACGAUAAGAAGACAGAUAAUCAUUCGGUCGAAGCAGGUUCCGAGCCAUCUCAGGCGAUUUCUAUGGACAUUGAUAAAGUAGACACAACCAAUGGAGAACAGGAUAAUGGACAGGAGUCGCUGCAAAUGUCACUUCCCAUGUCGAAGAUCAAAAAGAUUUUCAAAAUGGACCCCGAUUUCUCAGGGGCCAGUCAAGGAGCCGUUUACGCUACUGGAUUGGCAACAGAGUUGUUUGUUCAGUACUUUGUUGAACAGGCUAGUUUGAUGGCUAAAGUGGACAAGCGUAAGAAAAUUCAGUAUAAAGACUUUGCGAACGCUGUUAGCAGUCAUGAUGCUUUAAACUUUUUAGGCGACACCAUACCCAAGACAUACCCAAUAGGAGACCUAAUACAGAAGAAAAAGGUCAAUACGAUAGAGUCUAUUCAACAGAGACCGAGCAAGCCAGUAGAGGACAGCCAGAAGAGUUCAAAUGCAUCAUCCCCUAAAGUUUCGUCAAAACAAGAUCCAGUACUCCCCAAAGGUCAACAAAUUCUCAAUUUUGGUUCCACAUCCAAGAAAGAAACACCCGUGAAGAAAGCAGGAAUUAAUGAUUUGGUUUCCGCACUGAACGAGGGUGAUAUACAAGAUGUACAAGACAUUGUAAUGAAAGAAUAA
Lodderomyces margitis is the source of this 660-nucleotide messenger RNA. RefSeq names its product DNA polymerase epsilon noncatalytic subunit (gene HFL1). NCBI's taxonomy places the organism in Eukaryota, Fungi, Ascomycota, Pichiomycetes, Serinales, Debaryomycetaceae. Gene Ontology annotation, molecular function: protein heterodimerization activity. The record is from RefSeq and is a predicted model, not a curated record. Gene Ontology annotation, cellular component: CHRAC; nucleus. The coding region runs from base 1 to 660 and encodes 219 amino acids. The transcript has a single exon.